AUGGGCUCCGUCUGCCAGCAGUUCGAGGAAUACCCUCCACUUGCUAGUCUUCAGAGGGACGUAUAUCGACCUCUGCCUCAGAGCAUCAAGCUUCCAAAGUCAGAUGAUAUAGAAGGACCGGUUCUGGUGAAGAAAGCCCUUCAGUCUCUAGCCGAAGGGCUCGAGGAAAAUAACGUCUCCAAAGUGAAGGCGUGCUUUUUCAGCUCCCAAUCCUACUGGCGCGAUCUGCUCGCUUUCACCUAUCAUUUCCGAACUUUCAAUGACAGUGCCGUGAUAGCACCGGCCCUGACACAGCUGAAAGAACGACGGGGAUUAGUUGAUGGAUUCAAGAUUUUGCCAGAGAGCGUUCAAUGUAUUCCAGCGACUUCGACCCUGCACAUGAUUCAGAGCAUGUUCGCAUUCAGGACGGAAACGCCUGCGGCGCUCUGUAGUGGGAUCGUUUGUCUUCUUCCCGAGGAAACCAGCGAUGGACUCGUUUGGAAGAUCUGGAAUUUGUCAACAUGGAUCGAUGACUUCGAACUGCAUCCGGAAGAUGAAGGUGCUUUGAAAAUCCCUGCAAGGCGGUUAGAAGAUAUUGAGGAUAUCAAAACCGAUGUCUUGAUCAUAGGCGGUGGAAACGCGGGACUCGUUCAAGCGGCACGUCUCAAGGCCCUCAAAGUCGAUUGUGUGGUUAUCGACAGGAAUGAGCAGCCCGGAGAUAACUGGGCCCACCGAUAUGACUGCCUGCGUUUUCAUGUUCCAAAGUCACUUUGCGAGACGCCAUAUCUGCCAUAUCCAAAAGACGAUCCCAUGGUUCUGACCAGGACAAUGCUUGUGAAUCAAAUGAAGCAUUAUGCACAGACCCUUGAUUUCAACCUCCUCAACUCGUCCACUGUUGAAGCAAGCUCUUUCAAUGAGUCUACGGAUUUUUGGCGAUUUAAGAUUUGUACACCGUGGGGACCGAAGACAGUGACAUCCAAGCACGUCGUGCAAGCUACUGGAGUUGGAUGCACCAACCCAUUUAUCCCCGAUAUUCCAGGCAGUUACAGCGGUGUCAGCAUACAUUCGUCCCAAUAUAGAAAUGCCUUGGAAUUGAAGGAACUUGGUGUCAAGUCCGCUAUUAUUGUUGGAUCUGCCAACUCAGGCUUUGACCUCAUGGAAGACUGUGCAAAGGCUGGUCUUAAAACAACUAUGGUUGCUCGUAGUCCUACAUACAUCUUUCCAUGGGACUACUCUCUCGAUCCCGUGGGCCUAGGCAUGUACGAGGUUCUCCCAACCGAACUGGUGGACAAGCUCAUGAUGACCACCCCGCUCGGUAUUGCUGGCCAGAUCGCGAAAUACCAGGCUGCCGUCUUGGCUUCCAAAGAGCCGAAUCGAUACCAGGCACUUGCCGAGGCGGGCUUUCCAGUAUUUGAUAGUCUUCACGGGGGAGACUUGAUGCACAAUAUGUUUGAAAGGGCCGGGGGUCACUUCAACGAGAUCGGCGAUGGAAUCGAGCUCAUUGUGUCCGGAGCUGUUGCAGUGAAAGGCAAUGUGGAGCCAACGGAGCUUACUACCACUGGCAUGAAAUUUAGUGAUGGAUCAGUGUUGGAUGCAGACGCGAUUAUCUGGUGCACAGGCUUUGCUGACAAGAACCGUGAAGCCACUACUGAGAUUUUUGGUCAAAAGAUGACUAUAGAAGGAGACAACCUUAAAGAUAUUAUCUUGGGGCCAGAGGAUAUUGCUUCUCGGAGGGAUGGCAUUUGGGGGGUUGAUACUGAGGGCGAGAUACGUGGUAUGUGGAAGCGUCAUCUUCGAGUGAAGAAUUACUGGAUCACUGGGGGCGGCACCUCACACCAUCGGUACUACUCACGACCGCUGGCUUUGCAAAUCAAAGCGUCAGUUGAAGGAUUCUUACCUGACGCGUAUCGCGAUUUGCCGGAUGCGUUUUAA
Messenger RNA from Penicillium longicatenatum, 1911 nucleotides. RefSeq names its product flavin-containing monooxygenase. The record is from RefSeq and is a predicted model, not a curated record. The transcript is spliced from 5 exons. Lineage: Eukaryota; Fungi; Ascomycota; Eurotiomycetes; Eurotiales; Aspergillaceae. Bases 1 to 1911 code for a protein of 636 amino acids. Gene Ontology annotation, molecular function: flavin adenine dinucleotide binding; monooxygenase activity.